Messenger RNA from Acanthopagrus latus (yellowfin seabream), 6227 nucleotides. RefSeq names its product v-myb avian myeloblastosis viral oncogene homolog-like 1 (gene mybl1). The transcript has 16 exons. Gene Ontology annotation, biological process: regulation of DNA-templated transcription. Gene Ontology annotation, cellular component: nucleus. Bases 437 to 2752 code for a protein of 771 amino acids. The record is from RefSeq and is a predicted model, not a curated record. Lineage: Eukaryota; Metazoa; Chordata; Actinopteri; Spariformes; Sparidae. Gene Ontology annotation, molecular function: RNA polymerase II cis-regulatory region sequence-specific DNA binding; DNA-binding transcription factor activity, RNA polymerase II-specific.
GGGCGCGAGAAUCGGCGGGCUGGACAAAAAUCAUAACGCCAAAUAGAAGUACAGAGUUAUGAUAGAAACAGCCCGGACAGCGAGUAACGGGAGUAACGUGUUGGUCUCUUCUGCUUAAUAUCGGCUUUUUUUAUGCUGCUAUAUUCCCUUUUUGGAGACAAGUGACAGAAGAUGACACAGUGACGCAUUUCUCUGGAAAGAUGUUAUCGACAGUGAGUGAGGCUUCAGCAGAGAGAGCGUAAUGUUAUGGACAGUCCAUUAAGUUAGCUCACCGGCUAGCCGAAAACUGCUAGCUAGAUGCAGCUGCGUCCCAGAGAGGAAACGAGCGAUGACUGACAGCGAUUUCUAUGGAUAAACAUCGUUUAAUGUGGAAUUUUACAAAGCUGCCAAAACACAGGUUCGUCGUUGAAAAGGUUCAAUCAUCCUACGGACUGUCAUGGACAACGUGAAGCCACGCAGCAAUGAUGAGGAUGAAGAGCUGCACUCCACAGACCCAGAGAGUAAAGAGAAGAGCAAAGACAAAAAGACCCUGUGCAAAGUAAAGUGGUCCCGAGAUGAGGAUGAAAAGCUGAAAAAACUUGUAGAGCAGCACGGAAGUGACUCCUGGAAAUUAAUAGCUAACUUCUUUCCAGGGAGGACAGAUGGCCAGUGUCAGCACCGCUGGCAGAAGGUGCUCAACCCGGAGCUGGUGAAAGGCCCCUGGACAAAAGAGGAGGAUCAAAAGGUUAUUGACCUGGUACACAAGUAUGGCCCCAAGCGUUGGUCCGUGAUCGCUAAGCACCUCCAAGGGAGGAUUGGAAAGCAGUGCCGCGAACGGUGGCACAACCACCUCAAUCCAGAGGUGAAGAAGUCUUCAUGGACACAGGAAGAGGACCGAAUCAUCUACGAGGCCCACAAACGGCUUGGCAACCGCUGGGCAGAGAUCUCCAAGCUUCUUCCUGGAAGGACGGACAACUCCAUCAAGAACCACUGGAACUCUACCAUGAGGAGGAAGGUGGAGCAUGAGGGGUACCUGCAAGAUGGCUGCAAGAGUUUCACAUCUUCUCACGCUGGAGUGAAAAGACGCCACCACAGACCAUGUCCUCCAACAGAGCCGCAGCACUGUGAGGGCAGUCCCCUGCCUAUAGCUGGCCAGAACCAGAUGGGGGGCUAUCCUUAUGAUCCGCACAGUGGGCAUUUGAUGGACAGUCUUCCUGAAAAUUCGGGGUUCAUAUCACCAUCCUGCCUGGAUGAUCCUGACAGAGAGCAAAGAAUUAAGGAGCUUGAGCUGCUGCUUAUGUCAGCAGAGAGUGAAGUCCAACGACAAGUGCAGUGCAGAGGUCCACGUAACCUGGAGCAGUACUCAGCCUGGCCUGAUAGUGUGUCAGAUGACGCAUUGACCACAAGUAGCAGCAGCCUGGAGGAACAGGCGGAGACAAGGUCCUGGAGGGGCCCUGAGAUCCCCCAAGGGCCUCCACCACAGCUUCCUGUCUCCCCCAGCAAGUUCCUGGCUGCAGAGGCCAGCACUGUGCUCUCUACCCUGCAGACCAUACCGGAGUUUGCAGAGACCAUGGAGCUCAUUGACUCAAUGUGUUUUGCUCUGCAGGACCCUGUUGCAUGGAGUGAAAUGGCCAGUUUCGACUUGUCAGACGCAGCAACGCCGCCCAGGCACAACCAGGCGGGCUACGCCACCCUCCUGCAAGAGCGCACAAUUGACAAUUCAAUGGGCUACACAGUCAACACCCCGACCACUGUCUCUGGUCGUGAUAAGAACUGUGCUCCAUUUGGUCUGGGCUGUGUCACCACCCUGACUCCUAUCAACUCAUCAAAACCCUCCCAAGCCUCCACUGGGAGAAGGAGGAGAAGAGAUCGGGGAGAACCGUCUCCUUUGUGCGACAGGACCUGCUCCUCCUUCUUGGAAAAUAUCUCAAAUUCUCCCAAGAAGACGCCCACAAAGUCACUGCCAUUCACACCAUCACGAUUCUCCAACAUAUCAGGGGCGGAGCAUCUGAAUCUGGAUAACCCCGCCCUCACCUCAACUCCUGUGUGUGGCCAAAGGUGUCUCCUCAACACGCCGCUCCAAAAAGAGACCACACCUAAGCACCAGAAAGAGAAUGAUGGUUCACGGACCCCCAAAUUCCGUAAAACUGUCAUGAUCCCGACACCGAGGACACCAACCCCCUUCAAAAAUGCUUUGGCUGCUCAGGAGAAAAUGCAUGGGCCACUGAAGAUGGAGCCACAGCCACUGGCAUUUCUAGAGGAAGAUAUUCGAGAGGUUCUAAAGCAGGAGACUGGAGCAGACUUCUUUAAUAGAGCAGACAUCCAGCCAGAGUACAGAGUGUGGAAGCAUAAUAUUGAUGGCCCUGCUAGAAAGGUGCGCAAGUCUCUUGUGCUGGACCCGUGGGAGAAAGACUGCCUAAAUGUCCAACUCUUCCAAGAACAGCUCAACAAUGCACAAGUUCCAGAUGAAAGCCUACUGACAAACUCUUCACUGAUCAGCCCAAACCCUGAGCAGGAGUGUAGCCGUUCUUUGAGCUCUGGCCGACAGGAGCCCUCAUUAGUCCCCGUUCAUCCUCAUCGCUUCACCAGCCCCCGGAUGAAGAAAUUUCUUGCCUCCCACAAAACACCAAAACACACCUCUGUGCAGGUGAGUGAGUGGGAAGCAGUGGUUUAUGGGAAGACAGAGGACCAGCUGAUCAUGACAGAACAGGCCCGUCAGUACCUGAACCCUUACCCGUCGUCUGGCUCUACCUCAAGGGCCCUUGUGCUUUAAAGCCGUCCCCUCGCUGCGCAGGCAACACUACUACACCCGUCCGACAGCUGAAACCUCCACUGCAUCCUGUAAGAGACAAUCCAGUGAAGACAAAUGAUUUAACUUUUCUUUUGAAGCAGAAAUGCACUGCCAACGACGCCCACAAAAAGACAUGGCUGCUGGUAUUGUUUUCAACACAACUCUAGGUCACUGUCGUAGUAGUUUUCUCCUUCCUCCUCGAAUACACACAACCUGGCAACGUAAACAGUCUUGUACAGAUAUGAAACGCUAGAACUUUUUUCUGCACUAGUCAGUAAUGUUGAAACAUCCUGCACAUACAGUAGGGUGUAGGAAUAGUGUUUAUUACUAGCAGUGGCUGCUUCUGAGUUUUAUAUUGUUAAUAUAUUGUUUAAAUGACAUGAAAGACAUUUUUAUAAAGUAACGCUACUCAUUGUGUAUCUCCUCCAGCUUGUUUUUCUAAACUCCCCCAAUUGCUGUUAUCAGAAAGAAAAAUGCGUACUUGCAUUAUAAUGACACCCAUGUAUUUUUAAAAAUCACACCAUGGGUUUUUAGCAAAUACACGUACAGUAAAGAAUAUAAUCUUAACAAUUCCUUUGAACAUUGUAGGGGAAAAGGCAUUUUUGUGUUUUUUGUGUGACAGCAGUGUUACGUUGCUGAAUGCGUCUCCACGGUGAUGUGAAUUUUUUUGAGGAUGGAAAUAAGAAGCUGUCAGUAUUGCACUACUGAGUUGAUUUUGCUGCUGAGAAAGGAGCAAAGUGUUUUUAAGGGCAAACUGGAUAGCACUUGUGAUGGUAUCUUUUUUCUUUUUUUUUUUUUAACAACACGAUUCCUUUCCAAGGCCAUAGUGUCUUUCGAGACAUCGGUUGAAUGUAUUUCAUUGCAAUGUUCAUGUGUAAGAACCUCAAAAAAUGGAAGGGUACAUUAAUGUUUAUUUCUGUUUGUUUUAUUUAUUAUCUGACAGCUCUAAAGCUUAGAUAUUAAUAUAAAAUCGGACACCAUGAGUUUUUAAGAAGUUUAACUUUGCUGACAAAACAGCCUAAAAACCCUCACUUGCUCUAAAUCAGCUCCCUCUGACCCCUUUUCCACCAACAUGGAACAGGUUCUGUUCUGGCUCAGUGCACCAAAUUUUGAAGCGUUUGGAGCAUUUUGACCAAAAAAUUAAACUGAUUGGGAAACUGAAAAUUCAGCUGGAACCAAAAAAUAGCAGGUUUUCCUUGACCUGAAGUGCAACCAGUAACGACAUGAGUGGGCAUGUGACACUCUACAGGUUGGAAAAGAGAGGAUGGACCAGUAUGUCCAUCUUGCACUAAUGGUAUUCUACAUCUACUUAUCAUAACAAGUUAGUCCAGGAUAAUCUUAUGGACAAUAGACAAAACAGUUUUCUUUACAGGUGCAAUAUGUAAGAAUUUUAGUAAAAAAAAAAAAAUUCAACAAACAUCAACAGAAUUUGAAGAAAUAACAACACUGAUGUUAAGACGCCUUUGUACUCUGUUGCCGAGAUAUCUACUGAAGUUAGCAUGCUAACCAGCUAGCCCUGGCCUGUCCUGUACAGUAUAGCUCAGGACUCCUGAGGUUGAGCGCUGACUGAUGCCAAACCUCUCCCUUCAAACCUCUGCUAUCCCCACCUGAACCCACCGUUUCUCUGCACAUUCUGGCGCUGCUCUCUGCCAGCCUUCCUCGCUCAGUCACCCCCGUCCUAGCUCUGAAAACCACCUCCACCCAGCGGUCAAAGCUUGAGUGCUAGUGGUGUAAAUAGCACAAGCUUAACUGAGCUAACCAGCUAUUGGAUGACAAGUAGCAGCUGUGAGUGGUUACUCUGGUGAUAUGCUGCCAAUUAUUAUUUUGACAGGGGGGCAACUUGUUACAUAUUGCACCAUUAACACAAGAACACAAAGCUCAAAGCCAGCAAAAAACACAGGCUGGUUCGCCACAUCACACCACGGCUCCAACAGUCCUGAACAGAACCGGUUCAAGAACCAGAGCUAGUUUGGUGGAUAAGGGGUAUCUGUGAUAGAGUGAAUGGUCACCAUUGCUUUGGUUGAUGCCGACCAGUUUUCAUAUCAUCAGUGUUCUGCCACAAGCAUUUGGUCGAGAAGGAUUUACGUUUUAUGUGAAGGCUGUAGGUUUUUAUUUAUUUAAUGUCUACUAAUUUAUUUAUUUCUUUUAAAAAAACAUUUAAUAGAAAUUAUUGAAGAAUUUUUAUCGUCUUUUCUCUUUCAAAAAGUCAGGAUUGGGCUACCAUUCAGUUCCAUUACUCCAAGUUAGUAGAACAUGCACUGCCACUAAUUUAAUGUUAAUUUCAUACCAGGCAAGAUCUAGCAAAUAAUCAUUGUGUAGUUGUAUCUGUGACCUUGUAACAUAUAGAUAGGACAUUUUUCUUUUUUAGGUAGCAGGACGCCAUUUCCGACCUCUAAUCAUAGACAAAUUGCACUUUUUUACUCAUCAUUUAAUUUGAAAUGUUUGUUCAUUCUGAUGAUGUAGCUCUUGUCCUUUUUAAUUUUGUGUGUGUGUGUGUGUGUGUUACUGUUGUCUCCCCGUGUUGUAAUGAAUGCUGACAUUAAGAUCUCGCUGCUUGAUUUCAACAUGUUCUUUCUCCUGUUCGGCUGCAGAAAUGUAUCUAUGUUACAGCCUUGCAUUCAGAUAUUUUUCAGACGGGUGCCUCCAGAGUAUUUCAGCAACAUCCAAAUUUAAUCCCUGCAGCUGCCAGUGUCUGAAAAACCUUCUAUCCUGCUGAAAUGCCUUUGAGCAAGACCCUAAACUUCUACCUGCUCACUCAUUAUUUGACACAAGUUAUGCAAAUCUGGGUGUGAUUUUGACGAAAUGUACUGCACUGUGCUUCAGCGUUAACGUGUCAUUUUUAACCAUCCACGCACCAAACUUUUUAUAAUCUGGUGAAGUAACACUACAGCUAUAAAUGGUCUUCCUCGUAUUAUCGGCAUUAGUGGAUCCAGUGUUAGUUAUAAUCUGGAUUAUCCUGCAUUAGGCAAUUGAGUGAGAAUAAGAAGGGAAUCUUGUCAGGGAGAUCAGGUGGAAAGAUCAUGAGUGCACGCCUCUAAAACACAAAGUAACCUAACGUCCACAUUUGUGUUUAGGUCUGGCGGUUGAGAUGUGUCUAAUCUGUAUAUAAUUGUGUUAUACGUUCUGUUUGUUGGCUUGACUUGUGUUUGUACAUUCCACCUGUUGAUAUGUUUGCGCGUUAACAACAUUUGGCCACGUAACAUCAUAGGUUUUGAGGGAAUUCAGUACAUUUACAGGAUUGUAGCAGCGGCUGUUAUAUACUACUGUAGUUAUGCAUGAGCAAUACACAAGAUGCUGGAUUUUGCUUUAAUCGACGAGGUGAAUCACAGACGUAACACUCUAUAUUUUGUAGCAUUUUCAGUUGAAAUCAUAACCAAGGUACCAUAGAAAUCCUGCCAACUGUCUGUUUAACCGUGUACUUAAUUUGCAAAAAAUAAAUGCAUCAUGCUGCAUGACA